Molecule: messenger RNA, 4443 nt
Organism: Seriola aureovittata
Lineage: Eukaryota; Metazoa; Chordata; Actinopteri; Carangiformes; Carangidae
Gene: gpr19
Product: G protein-coupled receptor 19
Exons: 2
Coding region: 280-1557 (425 amino acids)
Biological process (GO): G protein-coupled receptor signaling pathway
Cellular component (GO): plasma membrane
Molecular function (GO): neuropeptide receptor activity
Source: RefSeq, a predicted model, not a curated record
CAAAACACCGACAUUUCACCCACAAACACACGCUCCUCUGCCGGGGCUCACUGACACCGUGAGGCGGCGGGUUCCAACUCGGAUCCGGUCUGAUCCGCUGCGGACCGGGACCCGCGGUCCGCCUUUAAUCCGGUUUUAUUGACCAGGUUUUUCUGGUCCUUCCUCCUGCAUCAGUCUCCCACCGCGGAGGACCAGAUGCAGGAGCAGACAUGUCGCAGGCUGGAUCCGUGAUGCUGCUCCGCCGCCGGUCCUGCUCCUCUCCGGUGCAGCUGUAUAGCUAUGGUUUAUGCCCAGUCAUCAAAAACAGUUGGAGUCAACCCCUCCCUUUACUCUCCGUCCUUCACAUAUCAGAUGUCAUUUAACUACUCUGAGAGGGAAAACUCGACUGUCCUGGCAACUUUACCCACAACUCCCCUGAGCAGCCUCGAGGGCCCGUCCCCUGGCCAGCCCAACAGGACCUCCACCUCGUAUGAGCUGACUUCAGGCGAGGUUGCCGUCCUGGGCUUGGUGUUUGGGGUUCUCUGGCUGGUCUCCAUCUUGGGAAAUGCCCUCGUCUGCCUGGUCAUCCACCGGAGCCGACGGACUCAGUCCACCACCAACUACUUUGUGGUGUCUAUGGCCUGUGCCGACCUGCUCAUGAGCCUGGGCUGCGCCCCGUUUGUCCUCCUGCAGGUCGCCUCAGGACGAUGGCCGCUGAGCGCUGCUGCCUGUAAAGCUGUACGCUACCUGCAGCACCUGUGUCCUGGUGUGCAGGUUUACGUCCUGCUUUCCAUCUCUGUAGACCGCUUCUACACCAUCGUCUACCCGCUCAGCUUCAAGGUGUCCAGGGAGAAAGCGAAGAAGAUGAUCUUGGCCUCAUGGCUGUUUGAUGCAGCCUUCGUUUCACCCUGCUUCUUCUUCUAUGGAUCCACGUCUACAGUCGGCAGUCAUUGUGACUUUUUCCUCCCGGACAGCUGGGGCAGUAUAGCCUAUGCCGCCGUUCACCUGCUAUUAGGUUUUCUUGUCCCGGUGGCAUUGGUUGUGUCGUUCUACCAGCGGGUGGUCCGUCACAUCUGGAGGAUCAGCGCAGAUGGCCACACGGUGCGUCGGACAAUGAACAUCGUCCCACGGACUAAAGUCAAGACCAUCAAGAUGUUCCUCAUGCUAAACUCAGUUUUCUUCCUCACCUGGACACCCUUCUACGUCGCCCAGCUGUGGCACCCGAGGGAGUCCGAUGAACCCAGCAGGCAGGGGCUGCUCUUCUUCACGGCCAUCGCCUGGAUCUCCUUCAGCUCCACGGCGUCCAAACCGACCCUGUACUCGGUCUACAAUGCAAACUUCAGGAGGGGCAUGAGGGAGACCUUCUGCAUGUCGUCCAUGAAAUGCUACCGCAGCAACGCGUACACCAUUACAGCGAGCUCUCGGGUGGCCAAAAAGAACUACGUCGGGGUGGUUGACAUCCCAGUGCAAGCAAAGACGGUCGCUAAGGACUCGGUUUACGAUACGUUUGACCGAGAGGCGAAGGAGAAGAAGGUUGCCUGGCUCACAAACUCCAAUCCACCAAACACUUUUGUGUAGAUUGGGUGAUUUUGAAACUGUGAUCAUACAAAAAUGAUCCAGUGUGAAACUUUAUACAGCAACAGCACGUCAGUAUUGGCAGGUGAGCUAGCUGAAGGCUAAUGUGCUAGCUCUGUAUACAACUAAAAGCUCACAGAAACAGAAUGUAUUUAGUUUGUAUAAAGGGCUUUUUUCUGAUGUAACACACCUGGCAGCCAUAUUGGAGGUUCUCAACAGCUGUGAACAGCCAGCCAAUUUUAUACUUCAGAUUUGAACCAUUCUUUAUUUCUGUGCUGUGUUUUGAUGGAUCGUGUUGCCAUUGAUGCAUCAGAUUUUGUGUUUUGAUAAUAUUAGCUUGUUAGCUAGCUAACCAUAGUCUGUGGCCCUCUAUCAGUGACCUGUUGUGUCGGAUUUGCUGCAGUAAUGCAUGUGGUAGAAGCUAACAUUAGUAGCCGUUUGUUAACAAUGACGUCAUCUGCUUUGCUACAUUAAGAAAAAUGGUAAGUUGGCUAGCUAACAAAGCGCUAAAAGGGCAGUUUGUUCAGGUUAUAAUUGUGUGGACUUAUCUCAAAGUAAAACAACAGGUUACAGAGCUGCAAAGUGGGAGGAGGACCAGGAGUUCACUUCAUAAACUCUCCUUGGUUGAAUCACUCAUACAUGAACAUUUAAAUUUGAAAGUAUCUGGUUCUUUAAUAAAAAGUCAGAACUACGAGGCUGUUGACAUGAAUGUGAAAGAGAAACUGUGUCAUCUAAAACGUCUAAUGUUGGUAAGAAUCAUCCUGUUAAAAAGCCAGUAUGGUACAGUUUGGUUGGGAAAGAGCUCAGUAAAUAAAAAGGCAAAUUACUUGGACAUGAACUCUGGUGUCCUGUAUAACGUCUGGGCUAAAAGCAAAGUUAAAAUAAAUAGAAUUAACAUAAAGCUAUAGCAUGGUUCAGUUCUCCAGGAGAGUCCUGUGUUUCUACUUUGACCAGAGGAGAUCAUUUAAAGAAAUGGGAAUUUUAAGUGAGGGAAAAUACUUAUGGAACCAGUGGCUUCUCCCACUUUGUAAAUUUAGGUGAAUCAAGUUGAAGUCCUGCCCUGCUUCAGGACCAGCUCCUCAACUGGUCCUGAAGCAAAAUUUAUUCUCAAAUUCUUGGUCACAAAGACUUAUUUUCUAUUUUUUUAAUUUGUCCAUCAGCUUGGUUCCAAAGAGACUUAGUGGAACAUUUUCUAUCUAAUCAACAAUUAAGAAUUUUGUUUUUCUAGGAAACUGAUGGAAACUGAUGGAAACUGAUGGAAACUGAUGGAAACUGAUGGAAACUGAUGGAAACUGACGUCUGGUUAUGAACUCUUUGUCACUUCCUUAAUACAUCAUUUACUAGAUUUUUCUUGAAACAUUGUAGUUUACAUCCAAACACCAGCUGAUUUUCACGAAAUUACAAGGAAAGUUUCCAGGAAAUUAACCUAAAAAUACUGGACCAAUAAAAUUAAACUUACUACUCAGAGUAGUGACAGAAAACUCACCUGUAAUCAAUCAAGAGCUGUUCCAGAAGUGUGGCAGGACUUUUUACAGAUGACACCUCACUGUGAGAGUAAACUCUGAUGUUUCACUUCACCACAACAGACCUGGUUUCUGUUUUCUUCAUACUCACCAGAUCAGCAGCUGAAUCUGGACACAGGGAGAUGUUAAUGUGGAGAUCAGGUUGAAGGAUUUCUCGGGUGGUGCAGUCGGUAGACGACUCUUGUUUUACAUCCGGAGGUGAGACGAGACAAUGGGAAAAGACCAAGGGGGAAGUCGUGAAAUAUUUGUCACACAAGGUUAUAUUCACUUGUAUGUGAUUUACUCUCCCCGAGAAAUAAAACCUGUAAAGACUCUGGUGCUGUAUAUCGCUAACAUCUGCACUGAGCUCCAUUAACUUUCUGUCAUAGUCGACAUGCGCAAUAACGUUAUCAUGCUAAUGUCACUUUUCACCUGAAAGUGCUGCUAAUGCCAGAUGUGAAUGGACCUCAGUGUAAAGCUCAAGGCUGAAAUGUCCUAAAACAGCCACCGUACAUAAACUGUUUGACUUAGGUAACAACAUUUUCCAAUUUACAUCUUCAUCCCACUAACGAUGAAGAGCUAACAAUAGAAACAUUAUCAGUUUUCCAUCCUUCUAUUGGUUUUCUAUUCUAGUGAACAUACAGCCCAGUGUGGCUACACUAUUAAUUCAUUCAUUCAUCUGCAACUACUUUCAUAAUUAAUUAAAUAUUUUGGGCAUUUUCUGACAAAAACAUGUUGAAAAUCUUGUGUUUUGGUGACAUUACCUUGGUCUUCACAGCCAAAGGAUUAAUCGAUUAAUCAAGUAAGUAAUCAAUAGAUUAAUCGAUAAUAAAAAAUAAUAAGUUGCAGCUUUAAUCUUGAUCCAGGUAAAGUCUGUAUUCUUUUUCAGACUUAAAGUUUAAGUGUCCAGAAGCUGCUGCAGCACCAGAGAGUGUUCAGGUGGAUGCAGAGUCACCUGUCCUGAAACGAUCCUCACCUGUCUCAGUUCUGAUGCUUUUACCUGCUUGUAAAAAUAAAAACAAACACACACACUGACAUUUUGUGAUGAAACACGUGUGAAACUUUCUGUAACCUGUCAAAUAUACUGUGAUUUAAAGGUCCAUGCUUUAUACUUCAAUUCUGUUUACUUUUACACACACACACACACACAGAGACACACACACACACACACACAGACACACACACACAGAGACACACACAGAGACACACACACACACAGAGAGACAGACGCAGACGCACACACACACACACACACACACACACACAUACACACACACACAGAGACACACACACACACACACACACACGGUUGUAAUGUUUUGAAGUUUGUCUAGACAAUGUGUUCCUGUAUUUACAAAUAAAUUAUUCUUUUAUCAUUUUAAAUAUA